This is a messenger RNA of Sitophilus oryzae (rice weevil), 3325 nucleotides long. RefSeq names its product sarcolemmal membrane-associated protein-like. Gene Ontology annotation, molecular function: protein binding. The record is from RefSeq and is a predicted model, not a curated record. Bases 368 to 2467 code for a protein of 699 amino acids. The transcript has 8 exons. NCBI's taxonomy places the organism in Eukaryota, Metazoa, Arthropoda, Insecta, Coleoptera, Curculionidae.
UUUUGACAGUUUCUUUUUCUUGUUCAAGAGAGUUGCAAUUUCUCAUAAGAAAAUAUUAUUUGUGUUCUUUUUUAGUCUAAAUGAAAUUUAAAAUAUCUGUACAUACGACGUAAAAGAUAUAUUGUUUAGUAGUAAGAGAUAUUUUUGAAUGCUUUAGAUUGCGAUUGGUUCUUUAAACUGGAUUGUUUAUUUGAAUACGAAUUAUCCUCCAUUGGUAUACGGUUUUGACAGUUUCUACAAUUUGGAGUAUAUUUUACGAUUAAAUUCACGCCCCAUAGUUUGGUAUUUACUUUAAUUUACAGUUUUUACUUUAAUUUUUAUUAUAAAUGUUUAUAAGCUUGGCUGUCACAUUUUCGUUAUUUAGGCAAUGGUUGUUGUAAGUGGGACGUGGGUUAAAAAUGUUCCAUAUUCUCCACAAAUCAAUGAAAACAUCAUAAUUGAAGAGCAUGAAAUUAUGGCUGCUAAAGCUAUCCUAGCCUGUCGCCCAAAUUCUCAUCCAUUCCAGGAUAGAACUCUUACUUUGGAUCAACCUGUAAAAAUUGGUAGGUCAGUGGCUAGAGCUAAACCUACUCCAACAAAUGCCAUAUUUGAUUGUAAAGUUUUAUCUCGACAUCAUGCUAUGUUAUGUUAUGAAAAUGGCAAAUUUUACUUGCAAGACACCAAAAGCAGCAAUGGGACUUUUGUAAAUAAUAAUAGACUCUCAGCAGAUAAUCAUGAAGUUAGUUCAGGAGAUAUAGUUCAAUUUGGUGUUGAUGUUGUUGAGAAUAAUAGAAAGGUUGCCCAUGGUUGCAUUAUAGCCACUUUAAAACUAUAUUUGCCAGAUGGAAAAGAAGCUAAGGCUAGUCCAAGUAUUACUGAAAGCGAUAGACAUGGAGUUGUACCUUUGGAUGACUUAUACAAACUUAAUCAAAUUUUACAAGAAGCUAAUCAAAGAGAACAAUGUUUGGAAUCUAAAUUAAAUGCCUUGCAGAAUGUGGUAGAAGAGACAAAAAAAUCUGCUGAAGAAAGUUGGCAAGCUUAUGUUGGUGAAGAAAGGUUACUGAGUAGAUUAUCAGCAUUAGAGACACAGUUACAACAAGCUAGAACCAAUUGGUCUGAAGAUAGAUUAAAGGAUGAAAUAGCAAAGUUAAGAGAAAGUAAUGAACAAUAUCAAGAAGUAGCUAAAGAAACUUUAGAAAAGGCAUAUGCUGACAAACUUCAAGCUGUUGCUCUGGCCAUGGAACAAGAACGAGCUAAAAUAUCAGCAGAACAAGAUGCCCUUUUAGUAAGAGAACAGCUUGAUCAGACUCAACUUGAACUACAGGAAAUAGCACAAAAAUUGACUGAAGUGCAAACAAAAGCGGAACAAGAAAAGCAGGAACAUGAAAAGAACAUUAGAGAAUUGGAGCAGCAUAUGGAAGAAGAGGAAAGCAAAAUUAUAGAUUUGGAAGCAAAGAUCUACGAGUUAACAUUAGAGAUAUCAAAAAAACAAGCAUAUAGUGAGAGCAUUGAGCAGGAACGACCUGGUUUAAUAUUUGAAAAUGAUCUUAAAAUGAAAGAGGAGAUGCUUGCGGAAAAUGAAAUGAUUACAGAAUCGAUACUAAACAAGUCAAACUCUAAUGGUUUUAAUCAAAAUCAUAUAAAUUUAACAGUGGUACCAGUAGAUGAAAAAUGUGAAACAGAGGAACUUGAGUGCGAAAUGAUAGCCAAAGAUUAUAAUGAUAGUGAAAUUAAAAUAAAAGAAGAAGGAAAAAAGGUGUCCUUUAAACUACCGGAAGAGGAACAUUCUUCUAGAGAGGAAUCCGAAAAUGAUAUAGAGAGUCCUGAAAUUACUGAACAAGAUAUCUCUGUAGAUCGAAAAAGUUUUGUCAGUGAUCAAAUUGAUUCUAAAACGCUAAAGUACCAAUAUCAAUCUGCACAACGGGAGCAAAUGGAACUAAAACGCAAAAUAGACAUUUUAGAAAAAAUAUCCGAAACAAAUAAAAUGAAAAUAGCUGAACUGGAUAGAGCUCUUGAUGAGGAAAAAGAACUAAAUAGUCAACGAUUAUUAGAAAGAGAAAAUUUACGCCAAGAAUUACUCGAUUUAGAGCAAAAAUGGAGAGAGGGCUGUAACGAGAAUCAACAAUUAAAAGAUAAAGUUAAUGCUUUAGUUGCUGAAAUCGAACAACGUCGAAAAGAUGAAAAAAACGAAGAUACACGAAAAGUAACGAGUUAUAAAGAAUAUUCCGAUAAUACAGAGCAAAUGCCUGACGAAACGCUUUCUAAGACUAAUAAUAUCCAGUUGGCAGUUCUGGAAGAGGAAAUGAUAGCAUUAAAAUCAAAAUAUUCUCAAACCUGUGAAGAUAAAAUGCAGUUACAAAAGGAUUUAUUAAAAAUGAAGGUGGAAUAUGAAAUGUUAUGCGACAGCAUUUACAACAAGUAUUUUUGGUACAUUGGACCAAUUGUUCUUUUAGUUCUGUAUUUAUUAUUCAGCACUUGGAUUUCCUGAUUAACAGUAAUUUUUUUGGUUUCCUUUUAUUACUUUUUUAAAUUUUUACUGAAAAUCUUUGCCAAAACAUAGGGGUCGCGUUUUUUUACUUCUAAAGUACUAGUCAUUUUUUUUUCAAUUGUAGGGUGUUCUAAUCACUGAAAACAUAUAAACUGUCACAAAUUGAAUUUAUGUCUAAGUUUAGUGACAUAAAUUUUUUUUAUUAUAUAAAAUUUUAAUUUUUAAGAAAGUAAAACAGCGUAAUAAAAUUAUUUUACUCUAUCUUAACAUGUCUAAUAUAUCUAAUUUUGCUCAAAGCAUCUACAUGUUAGCCGUCAAUGAAUAUUUGUAAAGUAUAAUAAAAUUAUUAAAAAAAUGCGGUUACAGCUCAUAGCAUGGUCACGUUGUUUAAUCAUAUUUAAUUUUGAUUUAAAGUACAUUGUUUUCUUUCUGUUACAUGAUGAGUUGAUUUAGAAGCAUAUCAAGAUUGAUUAAAUAAAGAUAAUUAAAGUGUAGAACACCCUGUGUAAAUAGGCGUAAGAUUAUUCAAUUCAUACAAAUCAUUUUAAACAAAUUUGUUAUUUUUUUAAUUUACAUGUUGCCUUAUAUUUAUGAGUAAAUUGUAUAGAAUGAAAGUGUCAUUGCAACCAAUGUUUUAUGUGUGCCUAUGCCCAGUUGUAAAUUAAAAUUUUUAUGACAUUAUUAACAAUAUAUUCAUUGCUUUGCUAUAAGUAUGAGAAUUUAGAACAACUAUACUACAAUAGAAAUUAUUUAAUACUAGUUGAAACUUGGCGCAUCCGCCACGACAUCAGGAAAAAAAUAGUUAUUUUUUUUUAAUUAAAUGAAAAACAAAAAAUCCGGCGACGACAGUUUUUAGUA